CUCCUUGCGAAGGUUAGAAGCCACAGUUCCUCUGCCGAGUCCAGUGAGAACUUCCCCAUGACUUCUCCAUGGGCCUGUGGCCUCUUAGCUAGUUGUAACAGGACUGAGCCCUCUGCAAUUGCAGUCACUUCCAUUACUUUGCGGCCUGGUGGUCCACAAAUACCAGGAGCCAGGUGGUGGGUGAAGGGUUAACGGAUUGCAGAGCUUGUCGGGGAAGUGUGGGAUAAAUGGGAACGUCAAUAGCCUGGAAUUUAAACCCAGGGAGAGGCGUUCGGUAGCCCUGGAGAAGGAAGUCUCAGUUUAUCAAUGGAAAAGGUAGCAUGAACAUCCCACAAACCUGACUUAGAGUGACCCACUGACUUCAGUGCAUAAGGUUAGGCAUUUGGUUAGGGGGCUUGCUGGACUGGGGCCAGAGGGCUCAUCCCCUUUACAGGAUGGAGCCCUUAGCCUCCCCCACAUCUACUGACCCUGAUCUACUGAUGUGUAAGGGAGGCUAAGUGCAUGUGUAACUUACAUGGAGCCCUUUAAAUAGCCCCAUCCCUGAUUUAACGCAUGUCCUCUGUUGCCUUGUCCUGUAAGCAGAGGUGAAAGUAAGCCGGUACGGCGUACCGGUAAGAAAGUUCCUGCCGGUACACAGUCGACUGUUCCAGCAGGGCUGCUCAUGGGCGGGGGCAAAAGGGGCAGUCCAGAGCCGCCCCCCAACCUUGCCCGGGACCUGAGUACCGGUAAGUCCGUUAAGUUACUUUCACCCCUGCCUGUAAGUGGCAGUCCCGGACACAGGAGGAGGUGUUAAGUAAGUGCUAAAUGGGGUUAUGAAUGUCAGCAAGGGAAUGGGUCUAAUUUAUAGCCCCUUCAGACACAGGGCCCUACAUCUUGCAUGGUUUGGCCGGUAGGAUGCAGAGAGACACUGACAAGCAGGCAUAUGCUGUGGUGGGGAAAAUCCCACCCAUCGUGGCUUUAUACUUCCUUUCUCCAGUCUAUUUUCCCCUGUGGUCCAGCACACAGUGAGCAGGUGUGAUCACCACAAGAAGUGUGAAACUGCAUGGGGAAAAAACUCUGACUUUUUUUUUUAAGUGAGACUAUUAGCUGAAUAAAAAAUGGGGGAGGGGUUGAGGACACUUGAAUCUGCUAAAACAGGCAUUGGGGGUUGAUCAGGGAAUAGGAUGCCUGGAAUAGUAACUAAAGGUCUGCUCCUGCCCUACUGAAGUGAAUGGGAACUUGGCCAUUGACAUCAGGGGUCCGGGACCCAGCCCUGCAAAAACGGCUGCGUGGGUUUAAUUGUAUGCAUGUGAGCAGUCCCACUGCAGUGAACUGAGCUCCGUGCAGAGGCCGGUGCAGAGUGAAAUCAGUGAGCUAUGACACUCCGCACCAGCUAAAACCAUCCUCCCUGCCAUACGUAAAAUUCAGCGUGUGCAUAAGUCUUUUCAGGAUUGGGGCCUCUGUGGGAGUCUGAAACGAUGGUGAAAGGCCCCGCUCUGCCCUACACACUCUUGCUCCACAACAUUCUCCAUCAGGGGCAACAGAAUGAAUUCUCACUUGGUCGGGGUUUGGUAGGUGAUAGCAUGGGCCAGCCGAAUGGGACUUGGGACUCCUGGGUUUUGUUCCUGGCUCUGCCAUGGACCCGCUGAGUGUGUUUGGUCAAGUCACUGCCCUUCUCUGUGCCUCAGUUUCCCCAUGUGUAAAAUAGGAAAAUGCUACUUACUUUGGGUCCUGAGCCUUUGGAAACUGGGUCUAUAACAGCCUGAAUUUGUCAGCCUUCAAACCACGCUGGAAGACCCAUCUUGCCCAUAAGAGGAUGAGGGAUCGCUAUCAGUGGUGGAGAUUCUGGGCAGGACUCGCUGCAGAGAAACCACACGGAGCAGAGGAAGUCAUUGACCGACAGUCUUGAAGGAGUCUCUUUUCUGUCGCUUGCUGUCAGAAAUUCGCCUCCUCUGUCAUCUUGGAGUGUCAAGAGCAGGGAGGGUAACAUGAAAUAUUCCAGCUAUUAACAGCGACCGGUGCAGCUGAUUCUCUCUUCUGGAACCAGAUCAUGAGGGUCUCCUUGUGCCUGCUGCUUUUCUGUGUGGUACAUGGUGGAGGUUGCAAAGAAAUGGAAGUGGCCGCAAUUGCAGGGGAAUCCGUCCAGUUACAGCCAGUGAAAUUGCCGGAGCAUUGGGCAGAAAUCACCUGGAGGGUCGCACUAGGCUCAACAGAGACGUAUCGGCUUGUAACAUUUAAUAAAAAGGAAGCCCAUGACCUUGGGUCAGCCCCACAUUUUAUCGACAGAGUCACUUUCCACCAUGAGAACCUCUCACUGCAGAUCGAUCCUGUUAACAAGUCAGACAGUGGCCUCUAUAUCUUGGAAGUUGACCCUGGAGGAGGCCGAGUCAACAUCACAAAGUUCAAUGUCUCUGUGUUUGACCGAGUCCGGCAGCCAAACCUCACGGUGCUCUCUGCCCACCAGGAGCUCGGCCAGUGCAACAUUACCCUGUCCUGCUCGGUGCCUGGUGCUGACACAGUCAGCUACAGCUGGUCCCAAGGCAUGUCCCGGAUCCUGUCUGACAGGGACCAUCAGCUCCCUGGCUACCAAUCCCUGCUGCACGUAGUGAUUAAUGCAGACAGCGGUGACGUCUUCUACCGAUGUAAUGCUAGUAACCGAGCCAGCUGGGAAGCAGACACUGUAGAUGUCAAACCAUUGUGCAACUCCCCAGCCACAGACUUUUUUCAGAAAGUCCCACUGUGGGCAACUGUUGCUGCAGGACUGGGGCUUCUGCUCACGACGCUCACCCUCAUCUUCCUCUGCAAGCAUCGGAAGAAACGAAGUUCCUGCAAAGACGGUGACCCACCCCUCACCCUCUACGAGGAAGUGAAGGACUCCCGCACCAGAAGACACGCUAAUGGAAAUGCACAGGGAAGAACUGUAGGAAACACCAUCUACGCUGAGAUCAACUGCAACCUGAAAGCAGCAGACUUCACGGUGUAUGCUGCUGUCCAGAGGCCUUCUUCUGUUAAGAAGAAGAAAAUCAAUCCGUCCUUGAUCUCGACCAUCUACAUGGAGGUUCAAGAAGCCCCUUCCAGACCCAGGCGUCCUCAAAUGGUGCGCUCAUCUUCACCUAAUCCUGGGCAUCUGUAUUCCUAGCUUCCGCAGCCCCUCGCGGCAGGACACCAUCUUCCUUUCCUUAAAGACCUUUUCCUCUUGGAGCGAGCUCCUUGCUGAUGGACAGACCUCCACCUGUGCAGAUAAGCACAGCUUUGAUCCGAGCUGCUUGGAUGCACAAGACUUGGGGGGGUUUCCUCCUUGCGCUCAGAGCGGAAAUAUCACAAUAAGAGUGUCUUAGAAUCAUAGAAUAACAGAGUUGGAAGGGACCUCUGGAGGCCAUCUAGUCCAACCCCCUGCCCAGAGCAGGACCAAUCCCAACUAAAUCAUCCCAGCCAGGGCUUUGUCAAGCCUGACCUUAAAAACUUCUAAGGAAGGGGAUUGCACCACCUCCCUAGGUAACGCAUUCCAGUGUUUCACCACCCUCCUUCAUUCGUAUCAUGCAGUCCCAGGCCAAACCGUGAAGGCUCACUGAAAACAAAUACACAGAGGGAGCAGAGAACAGAUACCGGAACUUUUCUUUCAUUGGGAAAGGUUGUUUGAGAAGGUUUGAUGUGGAAAGAUGGUUGGUUUGGGGGUAUUUUAUUUUGUUAAUUUCAACGGGUUCAACACUCCUGUGGAGUUUGCACGCAGAGAUGUGCAGAGAUUUAACUGUAUAAGCAACAGGUAUUGUGGGUUAAUUUGCUUAAUAGCUUAUUUAUAGCUUUAAAAUAUAGCUAAGCAGGACAGAUGUAGGAUGUAACUCACCCUAAUGCUAAUGUAAAUCAGGAGUAACUCCACUGAAGUCAACUGGACCAAAUACUCUGUUGGUGUAAAUCAACUGAGCUCCAAGUUACUUAUCCUGGUUUUACACAGCUGUGAGAGGAGAUUCAGCCCCUACUCUUCGGGGAGGUAUCUAAGGGGCAGGGAAUGGCACUGGAAUUUGAUGUUCUAAGUUUUGGUGACUGAGUUGUAUAAGAGCCCAGACCCAGGUCUCGCGUCAUCCUGAGGAAGAUGACUAUUACCAAUUGUUUUAUUUUAUACCAGGGGUGCCCAGUGUCUUGUUAGAGUGAGCAAGAGUCAAAGUGACUAGAAACAAAAGUGAAACUGACCAGCCAAAGUUUGUCCUGGCUGAGGGAAAUGCAAACCGGCAGAAUAGAGAGAAUCAAGAAGAAGUUUUGAACCUUCCAGUGACUUCCCACACUUGCGGGGGUAGUGGCUUUGGUGGGCUGCUCUUAAUGAUCUGAAUCCUGGGUCAGGAUAUUCCCCUCCAGUUGCACCCUGUGAAGCAUGAAUUGGAAUCACUAACGCGAAGCUGUAUUGAGAGCCCUUGCCAUGCCUGCUACAAGAAAUAAGUUCAGCGAGGCUGGGGAAAUUGUAAUGUCCCGGUGCUCUGCAGAAUUUGUGUGUGUAUGUGUAUGUAUAGAAGUUCCAGCCCAGAUCCUCAACCGGUAUCACCUGGCACAGCUCUAUUGAAGUUAAUGGAGUUAUGCCGAUUUAGGCCAGAUCUUUAGCUUGUAUAAUGUAUUUAAAGAGAUGUAGCUGUGGGAAGAAUACCUUUUGUAUUAUAUUGUAGGUGAGGCCAAAUGCUCAGGAAAAAUAAAUACUACUGUCUGACAAGUA
Messenger RNA from Caretta caretta (loggerhead turtle), 4678 nucleotides. RefSeq names its product natural killer cell receptor 2B4. Gene Ontology annotation, cellular component: external side of plasma membrane; membrane. NCBI's taxonomy places the organism in Eukaryota, Metazoa, Chordata, Testudines, Cheloniidae. Gene Ontology annotation, molecular function: MHC class I protein binding. The record is from RefSeq and is a predicted model, not a curated record. Gene Ontology annotation, biological process: natural killer cell activation involved in immune response.